This is a messenger RNA of Homarus americanus (American lobster), 555 nucleotides long. Its product is annotated as mucin-21-like. Lineage: Eukaryota; Metazoa; Arthropoda; Malacostraca; Decapoda; Nephropidae. The record is from RefSeq and is a predicted model, not a curated record. Bases 1 to 555 code for a protein of 184 amino acids. The transcript has 2 exons.
AUGAUACCUCCUAGUAUCAAUGGCACCAACAAUAUUAAUAGUGCCAUCAUCAGCAGCAACAUUGGCACCAACAACAGCAACAAUGGCACCAACAACAGCAACAGUGACACAACAACGGUGGCACCAACAUGGGGCACCAGCAGCAACAGUGGGGCACCAACAGCAACAGUGGGGCACCAGUGGGGCACCAGCAGCAGCUGGUGGGGCACCAGCAGCAACAGUGGGGCAGCCAGUGGGGCACCAGCAAGUGGGGCACCGUGGGGCACCAGCAGCAGCAGUGGGGCACAGCAACAGCAGCAGUGGGGCACCAACGUGGGCACCAACAGCAGCAGUGGGGCACCAACAGCAGGGGGGCACCAGCAGCAGCAGUGGGGCACCAACAGCAGCAGUGGGGCACCAACAGCAACAGUGGGGCACCAACAGCAACAGUGGGGCACCAACAGCAACAGUGGGGCACCAACAGCAACAGUGGGGCACCAACAGCAACAGUGGGGCACCAACAGCAACAGUGGGGGCGGCAGACGUAAGCUAGACUCACUCGGGAGUUUUUUGUGA